Molecule: messenger RNA, 1494 nt
Organism: Pygocentrus nattereri (red-bellied piranha)
Lineage: Eukaryota; Metazoa; Chordata; Actinopteri; Characiformes; Serrasalmidae
Gene: mrps27
Product: mitochondrial ribosomal protein S27
Exons: 11
Coding region: 81-1316 (411 amino acids)
Cellular component (GO): mitochondrion
Molecular function (GO): protein binding
Source: RefSeq, a predicted model, not a curated record
AAGAUGAGACGAGCACAGAGAAGCUGCCGUGGUUUCAUGCUGCCACCCCCCCACGCAGUGGGGAAUGGUAGGACCCAAGCAUGGCGGCUUCCAUACUGCAGCGCUUUCUCCUGCCUGUCAGGACUGCGACCAAAUGUGCAGCCUCGACCUUUACUGCCAGAAGAUGCCUACUUUCAGCAGCAUACACAAACCCCAAAGUGUGGGAACAAAGAGAAGGCGAUCCCCAAAGCCUGGCCGAACUGGCUUCUCUAAUGGACAGGUCUUAUGAGAGAAAGUUUCCAGUCAGCUCCCUCACUAUAUCUCGGUUUGUAGACAAUAUAUCCUCAAGUGAGGAAGUUGAUCAAGCUGAAUACUAUCUAUAUAAGUUUCGCCACAGUCCAAACUGCUGGUACCUCCGGGAUUGGACAGUCCACAGCUGGUUUAGGCAGUGCCUUAAAUAUGGAGCCAGAGAUAAGGCCCUGUACACUCUCAAGAACAAGGUACAGUUUGGGAUGUUCCCAGAUGAGUUCACCUUUAAUCUUCUGAUUGACUCUUAUCUAAAAGAUGGAGACUACAAGGGAGCCUGCUCGGUUGUUGAAGAGGUGAUGCUCCAGGAAGCUUUUGACCAGCCCACAACACAGAUCUUAUCACUUCAUGCCCUGGGCAAAUACUUGGCAAUCAAGCCUGACCUCAGUUGGCAGGAGGAGAGGAACAUGGGAGCAGCUCUUAUGCUGGCUGGACUGAAGCAGGAGAACUCAGCUGGCCUUAGUGCUCAGUUACUAGGUCAUGCCCUCAUUGGUAAGGUGGAGAUUGCCAGAGGAAUACAUGCUGUGUUUCACCAGAUGCCCUUAAUCUGGACUCCAGGCUACCUUGGCCGAUCCCUAGCUGUUAUGGAGAGAGUGUGCUCUGAUGCCGGAGAUUUGAAGCUAUCCAAGGAAGUUCUCAAUUACAUGCAGAAAGUACUGCAGGAGCUUUCCUCCACUCCUGCCUCUAAAACAGAAGAAGAGAACAACACAGAAAAUGAGGCUGGUGACAGCGUAGAUGAGGAAUAUGAGCUUGAAAGAGCUAAACUACCUCAAUACACAGCUAAGUUCAAGGAGCUGAGCGAGCAGCUGCAGGCGCAAGGGAAGGUGGACUCUGGCAGCCUGGAGGCUCUCCUGUCCCGCCUGGUGCAGGAGAAGCUGAGGAUCAGCGAGGAGUCAGAAGUGGCCCAGUACCAAAAGAGGGUGCAAGAAUGGGAGGCUGAGCGGCGGCAGCUGGUCCAGAGAGAGAAGGAGAUGAGAGAAAAAGCUCAACAGGAGCGUCUGGCCAGGCAAGCGGCCAGAGCAGCCCGAUAACACACCCAACACGGGCAAGGCUACAGGCAGCCGAGAAGUGCUAUUGUCUUUUCUGUUUAUUGUGUUAGGUUGAGUGGACGGAAUUUGAGAUCAUGUAUUCUUUUUUCUCUUUUUUUCCCCCCUCAAACCCUGUAAGUCUGUGCAGUAUAAAUAAACCACGAACAUUUGUCAACUCUCA